Saccostrea cuccullata (small rock oyster) is the source of this 434-nucleotide messenger RNA. RefSeq lists its product as uncharacterized. NCBI's taxonomy places the organism in Eukaryota, Metazoa, Mollusca, Bivalvia, Ostreida, Ostreidae. The annotation marks the transcript as partial. The transcript has 2 exons. The record is from RefSeq and is a predicted model, not a curated record.
UUGUGCAAUUGUAGAUUUUAUGAUCAUGAUACCAAAUUUUAUUUCUACAGGAUUUCCUACAGAUGCAUUGUAUCAGCACCCACUACAGUUUCCAGAUAAUGAAGUGUGUAGGAGAGAAUCCUUGUUCAUACUGCACCAUGAAUCCAGCCAGACUACCUGAUGAUGUACUUACUGGUCUCUCAUUUCUUCCAUGUCCAGUACCAGAUGACAGUGGUGUUCAUUAUAAAACUUUUCAAGAGGUGUAUGGAAAGAAGGUGGAUGACAGUCAUCGUCCAUCAUCCAAACAGAAUUCUGACUUCAGUGAGGAGGCACAGAAUGCAGAUAAACAGAAUCGUGACACAUUAAAAACACAGAAAGCAAGAGAUAUCAUCCCCUGUGGCGAAUGUGGAAAACCCAGACUACUAUUUUCCCCAUCCAAACUUACUCAUGAACAG